Molecule: messenger RNA, 1008 nt
Organism: Leguminivora glycinivorella
Lineage: Eukaryota; Metazoa; Arthropoda; Insecta; Lepidoptera; Tortricidae
Product: scoloptoxin SSD976-like
Exons: 6
Coding region: 55-699 (214 amino acids)
Cellular component (GO): extracellular region
Source: RefSeq, a predicted model, not a curated record
GUAGCAAUCAAAAUCACAGUCAACAGUCAACACCGUCUUGCGACAGUUGAAACAAUGGCUUUUCGCGUGCUCGUAUUUUUUACCAUAAUCGGCCUAGCGCAAAUAGCGCAAUGCAAAUUGCUAAGUUUGUCGUGUCAGCAAAUUCACCAAUUCGUGGAUGGUCACAAUUCCAGGCGACUUGAAGUAGCAAAUGGGAAAACUCCCGGCCAACCAAGCGCUGAAAAGAUGAAGUCUAUGAUUUGGGACGAAGAAUUAGCCACCAAGGCCGCAAAUUGGGCUUCCACAAACCCUUCAGGUCACAACCCUGAUAGAACAGUCGGCUCCGGAAAAUACCAAACCGGCGAAAAUCUCUACUGGUAUAUGACCUCAGACAAAUCAUACAAAUUGAACGUGGACAACGCUCUAAAGUCAUGGUUUGAAGAGUACAAAGACUAUACAUAUUCACCCAUGAAGGGGUCUGAUUUUACAGGCAAGAAGCAAAUUGGACACUACACGCAGAUGGUUUGGUCCGACUCAACACACGUCGGUUGCGCAGUGGCACAGAAUCACGACGGGCACUGGAACAAGUUCACAGUCGUCUGCAACUACGGACCAGCUGGCAAUUGGAUGGGUCAAGUGCCGUACAAAAGUGGCCAUGGUACCGGGAAACUAGUGUGCGGCGCUGGCGAUUGCUCAAGACAAUAUGGAAGCAAAUGCUGAACGCUCAUUGGCUGAAACGACACGUGUUUUGAUUGGUUAGUUUGGGGGUCUUGAAAUUUUUGUACGUUUUAAUAUUUGUAUUUCGGCUACCAUCGCUCUAUCAUGGUACCGCUGACUACUUAGAUUAUUAUUUAAAUACUAGUUAACAAUACCAUAUCAUGGAUCAAAGAUAAGUAAAGCUACCCAUUUCACGGUACUGUUAGCUGCAUUUUCGUGGCCCGCAUAGAAAAUAUUUGAAAACCCCUGAGUUAGCUAACUUUUGGAUAUUUAAAGUUACAUUUUUUCUACACAUGCGGUCGUUAAAAACAC